Messenger RNA from Annulohypoxylon truncatum, 1716 nucleotides. RefSeq lists its product as uncharacterized. The record is from RefSeq and is a predicted model, not a curated record. The coding region runs from base 1 to 1716 and encodes 571 amino acids. The transcript has a single exon. NCBI's taxonomy places the organism in Eukaryota, Fungi, Ascomycota, Sordariomycetes, Xylariales, Hypoxylaceae.
AUGAGUGGCUAUAUUCCUUAUGGUCCUGGUAGCUGUUAUGCCCAGAGCCCCGCCGACAGUUCUGCUCAGAACACUGGCAGCACAUUCGACAAAGCAGAGGCUACCAGACGGCAGAGAGCGAUCGGGCAUAGACGCCAACGUUCAGAACUCAUCGGAUAUAAGUUCCCAGACCACAAGUCGGAACACUCAUUGGAACGUGAGACGGAGAAGGGUUCGCGACAGCGGCUAUUAAAGAAUGCUGGUCUAGACGACGGCCCGUACCCCUGGUUUUCUCGGCCCGUCCCCAGGACUGAUCAGUGGGCGAAGAGCAACGUCGACCAUUGGGAUCCUUAUCACCCAGAAUACGCGGGAAAUGACGAGAAUCGCGAGCUUCCAAGUGUCGAGCUGCCGCCUGCAGUUUCGCCGAUCUCUUCAUUCCAGCUCCUCGGCAUGACUGGCGAGGUGGCGCCCAGUCAGGAUUCCCAAGAGACAGCGUCAUCUCAAGGCCUUAACACGAGAACCUCCUCUUUUGUCAACCUGCCUAUCUUCGAGCCCACCCCCGUGACCAAGUCAAGAGCUCUUGUCACCUUCCACAAUGGCCGCUUUCGGAUCCGCCGUUGCUUCGCCUUUCGUCUGUCCCGCAAGAAGGUGACGCGUAUUAUCUACUCAAGCAUGGGCGUCAUGGUCGUGAACAUCAUCAUCAGCGCUGUGGUCUACAACACUACCACUUUGGAAGGUACUAUGAAGAUAGCAGUCCUCUCCUGGCUGGGAGGAAGUAUUCUCGUCUUGCUGGUCCUGCUUAUCUACAAUAGUGCACGAUGCAGCAGACUGCAGGAGUCAGGUGAUAACCCAGGAUAUAACAAGGACUGGGCUGAGCUAGGCGACAUAGUCGACGCUCUACCUCCUCCGAGUCGUGUGCGUCUUCACGACAAUGGCCUUGUCUAUCGUGCUCACGCCGCAGGUCAACUUCCAAGUUUGACUAAUGUGAGCUCCGUCUAUCCCAACCCGCCCAAGGCAGCCUCGAAGUCUAAGUCGAUGUUCGCGUGGUUGUACAAGUCCAAGUCGAAGGCUUCGGCAAAUGCCACGGAGAGUGACCAAGCAAUUCGAUGCGGCUGUGCGGUGUCGGGACAGCCAGGUCGCCCAGGGCCCUCGAUCGAGUCGCAGGGUUCCAUUCGAAGCACCAGCAUGCAAUACGGCGAAGCCGAUGGCAUUGGUAUUGCGCGAAGCGAUUCGCUGCGCAGAGAAGAAGAAAUGGCCAAUACUAUGAAGGAUCGUCAUCGCAUGCAGCAGCAACAGCAGGGGGCCCCGUCAGCAGAGACAUCCGCUGCGGCGUCGUCAGCCUCGCAGCGAGUUCCGACCUCGGUGCCCAACUUCAGUUUCCCUCUACCUCGUCGUCCCAGCCGAGAGCCCGAGCGAGAAUAUGGCUCAGGACUCCCUCCCCGUGAUCGCUGGUGCAAAGAGCCAUGCGGAAGCAUGAGCAACCUUCGAGAUGAUCAUUAUGGCAAUGAAGAUCCUGGUGCUUCUCCUGAAGAUUCAUCCGAAGUGGCUAGCGGUGGUAAGAUGCCGAAGCGCGUCUGCUCCCUUGCCGCACGCUUCAACGAGCUUACGCCUAUCACCGAGCGAUCAGGCGAGACCCUGACUCCUCGUAGCCUUCUUUUGUCUUCUCCACUCGAGGCUAUCCACUCAUCCUCGCCCCCUCCGGCGCACAUUCCUUACACGGGCUCGAACUUUUUCUAG